AUCUCACAACAGAUUAACCUCGAAAGUGAACUUACAUAAAUUUGCACAGAAAAAUCCAUAUACAGAGAGCAUGGCAAGGUGGGCAAGCGGCAGCCACGGAAGGCCCAAACAAUUCAAACACACACAUUGUAUCGAAGGGCCCAGUGGACAAUAAAAUGUGCGGCUGUGGCAUCGGCGUUGGAGUCACGACCAUACUUACGACCUUACUAAUUGUUCCAGUGAUUUCCUAUAUUGGGUGGCCUUUGGUGAUUUCCACUAUGCAAAGCUCAGCUUUGUUUUCAGGUGUAAUCUCAAAGCCACCCUCCUUGGUUCGGGUAAAAGCCCUGUUCACAGCCAAUCCGGGCACUAUUAGUGACAAUUCAAUGGCGGGUUCUGGUAGUUCUUCUGCUCCUAAAUGGGCGCAAAAGACUAUAACUCUGCCUCCCCAUCGCCGAGGCUGUCAUCUUAUUACUCCUAAGAUUGUGAAAGAAAUUGGGAAGGAUUUGUCUGAAUUUAAAUGCGGCCUCGCACAUCUCUUCCUGCAACACACAAGUGCUUCUCUUACCAUUAAUGAGAAUUACGACUCUGAUGUUAGGGAUGACACCGAGACGUUCCUCAAUAAAAUAGUUCCAGAGGGGAGAUCUGCCCCGUGGAAGCAUACUCUGGAAGGCCCAGAUGACAUGCCGGCACACAUCAAAUCAUCAAUGUUUGGCUGCACACUCACGAUUCCCAUUACCGAUGGAAAGCUGAAUAUGGGAACUUGGCAGGUGUGUACAAAUUGUGUUGGGAAUAUGGCUAUGUGAGCAUCGUGAUGAACCCAGUGCUCGGAAAGUUGUAGUCACCCUUAAUGGAAUAUAAGAAGAUAGGAUAUGGAGCUUUUGUGUUUCUUUUCUUCCAUCUAAAUUUGUAAUGAGAGUAAAUUUUAGAAAAACCAAAGCAGCUGCUUUACUUGUUAAUGUGAUGUUAUGGCAAUAAAUUUCAGAUUUGAUACUUGAAAA
Mangifera indica (mango) is the source of this 977-nucleotide messenger RNA. Its product is annotated as UPF0047 protein C4A8.02c. The coding region runs from base 156 to 782 and encodes 208 amino acids. Lineage: Eukaryota; Viridiplantae; Streptophyta; Magnoliopsida; Sapindales; Anacardiaceae. The transcript has 7 exons. The record is from RefSeq and is a predicted model, not a curated record.